Filobasidium floriforme is the source of this 3205-nucleotide messenger RNA. RefSeq lists its product as uncharacterized. The record is from RefSeq and is a predicted model, not a curated record. The coding region runs from base 206 to 2959 and encodes 917 amino acids. The transcript has 9 exons. Gene Ontology annotation, cellular component: endoplasmic reticulum chaperone complex. Gene Ontology annotation, molecular function: ATP-dependent protein folding chaperone; ATP binding. NCBI's taxonomy places the organism in Eukaryota, Fungi, Basidiomycota, Tremellomycetes, Filobasidiales, Filobasidiaceae. Gene Ontology annotation, biological process: cellular response to hypoxia; endoplasmic reticulum unfolded protein response; negative regulation of hypoxia-induced intrinsic apoptotic signaling pathway.
CUGACGGCAAGACGUGGAACCUACACCAAGUGUCAGCGCCUCAAGAAGCAAGAAGAUAGACAGCGACAGCUUGAUCUAAAAGGCGACGACAUACCUUCUCGCCAUCCUUAAAAAAGCUCUGGAAGCUUGUUCACGACCUCACGACUACGGCUUCAUCAAAGGGGAAGGUCCACCAGACUAACCGGCAGCCGUGUCUCUUUUCACAAUGAGGAGUCCAGUCUCGCUAUUUCUCCUCCUUCUGUCCCUCUUCCCGUCUGCUUUGGGAGCUCUCCUGGCAGUGGAUUAUGGGACAGAAUGGACGAAAGCAUCACUGAUCAAGCCGGGUCAACCGCUCGACGUUCUGCUCGACAAGGACUCGAAACGAAAGAUGCAGAGCGUCCUAGGUUAUAAGCGAGAUGAGAGGGUAUUUGGUGGAGAAGCUGUCAAUGCGGCCACUCGAUUCCCCUUGGCACACUUUCCCUACGUCAAGCCAUUGAUCGCACUACCAGGCUUACCACCAUCCAACAUCUCUUCUAUCUACCCCUCGCAACCUCGUUACGACGCCGAUACGCAGACCCUGUAUUUCCAGCACGACGCUGCUCCUACUUACGCUCUCAACGCCAAUGAUACCUCGGGAAAGACAAACUGGUUGCCAGAAGAACUUCUCGCCCACGAGUUGAACUACAUCAAGGCAUUAGCCUCUUCCGCCGCUAAGGAACCCGUUACCGACCUCUUUUUGACGAUCCCUUCCUAUUUCACCCAACAUCAACGAAGGGCCUUCAAAGACGCAGCUGAAAUCGCAGGCUUGAACCUGGUCGGCAGCGUUGGAGAAGGAGCUGCGGUCGGACUGAACUAUGCGAUGACUCGACAGUUCCCCAAGCUCAACGAGGCGGAGACUGCAUGGAACAAGAAUGGCGCACAGAUCGAUGUCAUUUACGAUAGCGGAGCGAUGAAGACCACCGCUACGGUGCUGGCUUUCUAUACUGCCGAUGUCGCCGAGGAGGCCAAGACCACCAUCUCAAAGUCCGGAAAGAAGUCUAAACUCCGAGCGAAAUCAAACCCUACCACCCACGUUCAUGUCCUCGCCACGAGCUCCGAACCCACUUUGGGAGGAGUACAGAUCGAUCAGGCGCUACGGGAGAUCUUGGUCCAGGAUGUCGCACAGAAGUUGAAGAUAUCCGACAAAGAAGUCUUGGCGGACGAUAGGGCCAUGAGGAAGUUGUGGAAGGAAGCUGCUAGGACCAAAGCCAUCCUGAGCGCCAACCAGGAGGCCAGCGUCAACAUCGAGAGCUUGAUGAAUGACGAAGAUUACCGGUCCAGGAUUUCGCGAACUCAGCUCGAAGAGGCUUGCGCGUCUUUCGCUGACAAAUUCGGAGGUCCUAUUCAAGAUGUCUUGAGCAAGGCAGGUUUGAAACUAAACGACAUCAACUCCCUCAUCCUUUUCGGAGGCAACACCCGAGUUCCCUUUGUCCAGAACGCAAUCAAGGCGGCUCUUGGAGGAAACGAGGACAAGAUCGCUCAGAACGUGAACACUGACGAGGCCGCCGUACUCGGCGCGGCCUACUAUGGAGCCAGUCAGGGUCGAAGCGUCGUCAGCAAGCUCAAGCUCAAGGUCGUCGAGGGGCUCGGCUGGGACGUUGCCUACAGUCUGGUCGACGGGCAGAACUGGAAGGUGGUACCGGACGAGAUCACGGAGAACCAAGUCUUGUUCCCAGCUGGCACUAAUCAUACUUCCAAGAGGGUCCUCACGCUUGCCAGGGCCAAAAAGGCUCAGCCUAGUGAUUCUCUAAGUGUCAAGUUUGCUUACACUGGCGGCAAUGCCCCUAACCCUGCCGAGAUUGUUCAAGUUGAUAUCCGAGAUAUCGACAAGGCUUUCGUCAAUAUGACGGAGACCGACAUCGCGGCGUCUCAGCUCAAGCUCACUAUGCGUGUGGACUCUCGCGGAUUUAUUCAAGCCGUCAAUGCGGUGGCGCAUCUGCCUGCGAUACCCAAGGAAAAGGAGUCGGUGAAGGACAAGCUCAAAGGACUCUUUGGUAGCUCUAACAAGGAAGAGGGCGACAAGGCGGAAGAGGUAUUGAAAAACUUGGAAGCUGAAUUGGAGGAGCUUGAAAACUCUGCGGACAAGGAGAAGAAAGUGGCGCUAAAGUUUACCGAGACGGCACUUGGCAUCAAGCCCCUUUCGGCCGAAACGAAGAAACACGCCAAAGCUCGUCUCGCCGCAAUCAACAAGGUCGAAGCCGACGUGUCUGCUCGAGCUGAAGGCCGAAACCUUCUGGAAGGGUACCUUUACCGAUUGAGCGGUCUGCUCGGUCCCGACGCGCCUUCCGAUGCCCUUCAACGAUUCGGUACCGAUGAGGAGAGGGCCAAGCUGAGCGCUGGCGUACAAGAAGCUUUCGAGUGGAUGAGCGAGGAAGCAGAGACCGCUAGUGUGGAGACCUUGCUGAAGAAACGGUCAGAUCUCGAAUCUACGGAAUUUCCCAUCAUCCGCCGAUAUCAAGAGGCAAUUACCAGGCCCAAGGCGAUCGAUGACUUCCAAAAGGUCAUGUCUGCUGCCAGGAUCUUCUUUGUCGACGCUCAGAGGAACCUGACUCAGGCUGUCGAGGCGGACGAGCCUUCGAGGCACUCUCAAGAGGACCUCGACGAUCUGCUUGAGCGAUUGAAGGAGAAUGAAAAGUGGAUGAGCGAGAAGAUGGUGUUGCACAAGCAGAUCGAGGAUUUUACGGUCGAUCCAGUUCUGAUCACGGCGGAUUUGAACGAGAGGGGCAAGGCGUUGCAGAUGAUGGUCAUCCGACUGGGAAACAAGCGUAUCCCCAAGGCCAAGCCCAAGAAGACUGCGACCUCGACCGCGACGACGUCUGAAGCGACCGAUCUGCCAGAGGAAUCAGCCUCGACCACGUCGGAAACCGUCGAAACGUCAGCCACAGCGACGCCCGCUGCCGAGCCUUCGUCAGAAGAGGUCCCGGUGCACGAAGAACUAUAGAGAUUGCUGUAGCAUAUAGACGAGGAUACGAUCGGUGCAUGGUUCGACGUUCGUACGCUGACGAUGGCUGUGUUGUGCCGAGCGAUGAAGGGGUGACGAAGCUAUAACAAGCUUUUUUCCCGUGGGUACCGUCAGAACCUCUGGGGUAGAGCGGGCGAGGGAGAAGAUGCACGUGGGGUCCCCCCUCGAGUGCGCGAUUAUUCGAUUUCAUUCGAUCUUCUGUGACCCCCCAACCACCCAUCACCC